This is a messenger RNA of Panicum virgatum (switchgrass), 747 nucleotides long. RefSeq lists its product as uncharacterized. NCBI's taxonomy places the organism in Eukaryota, Viridiplantae, Streptophyta, Magnoliopsida, Poales, Poaceae. The transcript is spliced from 2 exons. The record is from RefSeq and is a predicted model, not a curated record. Bases 1 to 747 code for a protein of 248 amino acids.
AUGGCUAUCUCCUUCUCCUCUGGCUCCAACUCCAUUGGAUCCCCUUUCUCCCCCUCUUCCUCAAGUUCCUCUGUCUCCUCCCUCGACUCCAUCCCCAAGAACCGAGAGCCAAUGCCGGAGUACGACCCAACGGCAGCGCACGAGGCGGUCGCUCCUCUACACUGGGAUGCAGAGGAGUUCGACUUCGGGGUCGUCUCCGAGGACGACGAGCCCAAGACCGACGGUGAGGACCUCCGGCUCCUGUUCCAGGAGGAGCUGGAGAGCGACAGCGACGAUGACUUCUCUUGGGAUGGACCCGAUUCCUCCUUGGAAGAGGAGAUCGGCUCCUCCUCCAGCGGCGAUGACCCGAUGGCCGGAAAUGCCUUCCGGUUCCUCGGGUCCUCCGAUGAGGACAGCGAAGAGGAAAGCAACGGCGGCGGCGGCCGAAGCAGUGACGACGAGGCCAGUGGUAGCAGCAGUGCUGAUGACGACGGCGACGACAGUGAUGGCAGAGACGUGCCAGCACGAAGCCCCAAGCGCCGUAGGACGCAGCUGGAGACAUCCGCAGUACUGGAAGCCCAGCACAACAAGGAACCACCAUUCAUGAAGCCAACACUGGAACAACUGAAGUCCAAGAACAGCAAGAAUCAACCAUCGUCCCAGCGGAAAUUCGCAGUGAAGGAACUGCAACGGCUGAUGUACCGAUGGAAGUUCAACCUGGAACUCCCGAUGCUCCGAUGGAGGUGCGUGACGAACAGGCUGACAUAG